GCAUUAAAAACAUCCCUGAUGUUUAAUGAGUCCUCCAACAUGAAAUUAAGCGUGAACAAUCAAAAAGUCGUCAAAACAUUUCAAAUCUUAGGGACAAUUUUGAUGCUUGCUCUUGUUGUCCUGAUGGCUGUUUACUUCAUGAGAGUGGACAGCAUAGUUGAUCCUAAGGGAGAGGCGAUUGUCAGCCUUUGUGAAGAGGUGGAGGAGGAAGAAGGACUCUAUGGAUAGCUCCCAGGAACCACAAUAAUUGAGGACACCAAUAGGUCCGAUGAUUCCUGCAGCUUUGAACUUCUGGAUGACGCCUAUGACUUAGCUUUUCAGAUAAAUAGCACUGCAGCCGAACUCUUGUACCGAGCCCGGAUGAGUCUCCUUGAUAUGGCCCAUGAAAUAAUUCAUGUGGCUUCUUACUACUGGUCCCUUACUGGGAAGGAUGUCAACGUCAAUGAUUCAUUUUCCAAGCAACUGGCACCCUCCCAGGCAAUCUUGAGCAGGGCCUGGGGGACUAUUCUGAAAAGCAGAAGGGCCAAGUCCGCCUUAUUUCAGGCAGAUCAUCUGAAUAUAAAUGAGUCACAGUCUGACAGCAGAAGGAUGAAAUCACUGACCUGUGUGUUUUCUUCUUUACAGGCUUCUCCUCCAGCUUUUUGUCCAGAGCGUCGCAUCCAAGACCGCUCUGCUGUAAUCAAUAUUAUCAGUGAGGCACGGAAAUUUGUCUAUGUUUUCAUGAUGGAGUAUUUCCCUACCAGGCACUUCAUUCAUUCAGAAAGAUACUGGCCAACCAUUGACAUUGCUCUGAGAACUGCAGCUUUCUACUACAGAGUACCAAUCCGGCUUCUGGUCAGCUGCCGGAUGCAAUCUGACCGAGCCAUGCUCUGCUAUCUGAGGUCCCUGCGUGCUCUCAACAACCCACAUGCCUACAUCAGCAUCGACAUGAAAGUCUGAAUUGUUCCAGUUUUGAAUCACACAAACAUUCCUCGUGAGAGAGUGAAUUAUAUCAAAUAUAUCAAAGCAGCCUAUAUUGGGACUUCCUAUUGGUCGGAAGAUUACUUCAUUAAGACAGCUUGCGAGGGAGUAAUUAUCAAACAGAAUUCGACCAACCCACAAAGAAGGCAACUGCCUACCCAGGAACCAUUAAGAAAACUUUUUGGGUGAGACUGGAAGUCCAAACACGCAGUGACUCUGGAAGAUGUGGAGGGACAGAAAGGCUGCCAGCAGAGGGGCAGAGUCUGA
Chroicocephalus ridibundus (black-headed gull) is the source of this 1227-nucleotide messenger RNA. RefSeq names its product phospholipase D family member 4 (gene PLD4). The record is from RefSeq and is a predicted model, not a curated record. Gene Ontology annotation, cellular component: trans-Golgi network membrane; phagocytic vesicle; nucleus. Lineage: Eukaryota; Metazoa; Chordata; Aves; Charadriiformes; Laridae. Gene Ontology annotation, biological process: hematopoietic progenitor cell differentiation; phagocytosis.